AUGACAACUACACCUGUCUUGAUUUUGCUCGCACUUGCUCUGAUUAUUCCAUCAUUAAAUGGUUCAAAUCCAAAUGAACGUCUACCAACAUUUUGGGAUGAAGCUCCUUCAUCAAUUUCUGGUUAUCCGCUUGCCUCUAAUCGAUCAGUCAAGCAAGAUUUAACUCGAUUAAUUGACCCAUGGUUGUACAUUGAUCGACUGGGUCUGUAUAAAAUUUUGAUAAUAACAACAACACCAUUAAUGCCAUUUUGUUCAUCGUCGAAUGUUUCUAAUAUUCUCUUUGGUCUGCCUUCUCAAUUCGGAUGGCAAUUUGAUUCAAAUCGAUUAUUUUCCAAUGGAAGUAGAAAAAUCUCCACGGAUAGUUGGUGGGGCGCUGCGAAUUAUUAUCUAUCAGUUAUUCCUUUUCUUGCUGCUGUCGAUGCCGGUGUUAUUCAACAGGAUUCAUUUGAACUUGUUCAACGUGAAAAUUUCUGCUCGAGUUCUUCGGAAUGCUUUCGUGAAAUUCCUGAAGCAAUGACUCUGUGGCGUACCUUUUUCACCAAUCUACGCCAGGCGAAUUAUUGUCAAACUCAUCGAGCUUCGAUUCGAUAUGCUCUCCCAAUGAUUGCUUCGAAAAUACCUUUGUUACCAUCAGUUACCGAGCAACGUUUUGGAGUAGGAUGGGCACAUCUAGUCGAUUUCAUCGGUAUGGCUCGUGAAAAUACCAAUUUAUCGAAUGUCCUCAAAUAUCAAGAUGCAUUCUUUCCGUAUCGUCUUUUACGAAAUGAUGAUCAUCCGCCACACUGUCCGGAUUUUUCUCGAACGGUAAAUCAAGGUUUAGAACUUCUGCUUUCUAUCAAACCAGAAUGGAAUCAAGAGAUGCUGAGACUUUGGCAACGCGCAACGUGCAAUUACGAAUCAAGACAAGAUGCGCAGCGGGUCUUGCAAAUAGCAGCAAUAUCAAAAACAACCGCCUUGAAGUACUACAGCGAAGCGGUACUCAAAUCUUAUUUACAUGAAUUUAGUCUUGUGUUCAUUGUGCUUUUCGGCAUAUUGAUCGGCAUACCAAUUAGUUCUCUAUUUCUGGGCUACACGAAAUACGAUGAAUGUCCAUUUGAACCACUCUUGCCACGUAGUUUACAGAUUUUCGGAGUCGUAGGAUUGAUAUGUAGUACGAUUGCAUCGAUUCUAAUCGUCAUAUCCUACAAAACAGUCGAUGAUUCAGGUACUCAUAUGUAUUAUCUCAUAUAUGCAUUUAUAGUAGUUACUAUCAAUGCUAUUAGCGGUGUUAUCUUGACAUUAUUUAUAAUAUCUGUAUUGCGUACAAAGUCUGUUGAAUACCAAUCGAACAAUUUAUCCGAUACAAACUCGUAUUGUCAUCCGUGGUUGUAUAACUAUUGCUAUACUUUCGCAACAGUUGGGAUGACAUUAUUAGGAGGAUUUUUAGUAUGGUUAAUGCGAAUACUUGUUGUAAAAACUUUUAAUUUUUGCUGUAUGCUUAUGUCUGCUCUAAAGACAGAGAAGAACAAAUAA
Messenger RNA from Adineta ricciae, 1512 nucleotides. Lineage: Eukaryota; Metazoa; Rotifera; Eurotatoria; Adinetida; Adinetidae. The record is from the annotation of a GenBank genome assembly.